AAACAACCUAGAAUCAUUGCCUGCGUUUCUUCUCCAUCUUUGUUCCCCGUCUUCUUGCCCAUCUUCUUCCUCAUCCAACCAGAGAAGCAAAUCGAAAAUCCCUAUCGUCUUCUUCCCUGUCUUCUUUCUCCCUAAACAAAAAAUCCCUAAUUCUCAUUCCUACCUGCAACCCAAAAUCUCAAAUUUCCCCCUAAUUUUCCUAAUUGACUAUGUGAAGAAAAGUGUUCACCUAUUGCCAUCGGAGAUGAGCGCAAGGAGCUUGAGGAUUUGGAUCUUGGGCAAUUUGGCCUACUUUUCCAAGAUCUACAAAGCCAUUGCCUUAAGAUGUGGGGGUUGAAAAUGCUAUUGAUUUAGAUGAAAGAAGUGAUGAUUCUAAUGAGGUGAAUAUCAUGGCGACACAAACUGAAGGAAGUAAUGAAAAAAGGAAGAAAAACACAAUUGGUUCUUCAAUCAUAUGCAAAGGGAAGAAAGUGAAGUCAGGAGGUGCAGCAUAUAUGCAAAGAUAAUUGAAUUGUCUUUGUGAUGUAGUUGAAAGUUAUACCUCUAUUAGUUUGAGUGAAUCAUCAAAGAAGAACUAUGAAGCACAUGCUAGUAGCAUUGAAGAAUGUAUGGAUGCAUUGUUAACUUUGCUUGGAGUUAAAGAUGCUAGUAAACUUUUUAUGUUAGAUAUUGGUUUGUUUGUGAAACAAAAAUAUAGAGCUAUGCUUAAA
Rubroshorea leprosula is the source of this 710-nucleotide messenger RNA. The record is from the annotation of a GenBank genome assembly. Lineage: Eukaryota; Viridiplantae; Streptophyta; Magnoliopsida; Malvales; Dipterocarpaceae.